CGCGACCAUCCUCGACCCUCUCUCUCUCUCCUUCCUUCCUCACGACAACCUCAGUAUCCCUCCAAUCCCCUCCAAAUAACACACACACACCAUGUCUACCAAGAGGAAAGCGCUCUCCCUGGCCAAGCCGGUAGUCAAGCCCAGCGCCAAAGUCGCAACCAAGUCCAAGAUCGACGAGACAAGGACGGCCGUCUCGACCGGCCCAGCACCAAAGUCUGCCACCAAGGCCACCGCCCCAGAAACCAUUGAGAUUUCCAGCGACUCCUCCAGCCACUACAGCGGCUCGGACAAUGAAGAAGAUGUGAACAGCGACAAUGAGGAGGAGGCCGUCGACGCCGCUCCCGAGAAGAAGCAGACCACCACCACCACCGAGCCCACUGCCCAACAAGACCAAGAGAACAACGACAACGACGACGACGACGAUGCCUCCCCUACAUUCGGCGAUCUCGCCCGCGGCAACGCCACCAUCGACGUCGCCUCCGCUCUCGCCGCCCAACAAGAAGCUUCUUCUGCCGCCGCCGCUACCAAAAACAACACCAUCACGGUCCAGCGCCCCAACGGCACCGCUACCACCAUCUCCGCCACCUCCCUCGGCACCGUGCUCAACCAAGCCCUGCGCACCGACGACUCGGACCUGCUCGAAUCGUGCCUGCAGACGUCCGACCCCAAGAUCAUCACCAACACCAUCACGCGCAUGGACUCGGCCCUCGCAGGCGUCUUGCUCUCCAAGCUCGCGGCCCGCAUGCAUCGCCGCCCUGGUCGCGCUUUUGGCUUGAUGAAGUGGAUCCAGACCACCCUCGUCGCGCACGGCGGGAGCUUGGUUGCGCAGCCUGAGGUGGUGGCGCGGCUGGGCGAGCUGAACCGCGUGCUGGAGGAGCGGGCGAGGGGAUUGCCUGCGUUGUUGGCGCUCAAGGGAAAACUGGAUAUGCUGGAUCAGCAGAUGCGGUGGAGGAAGUUUGUGAAGCAGGGUGGUGCGGCGAAGGAGGAGCAGCAUCAAGAAAAUGAAGAAGAGGAGGAGGAGGAGGAUGUUGAUGAGCCGGGUGUGGUGUAUGUGGAGGGGGAUGAGGAGACUGGUACUGUCAAUGGUACGAUGGGCAACGAGGAAGACUUUGCGCUUAUAGAUGUUGGUGCGGAUGGCGAGUCGGAUGAGGAGGAGGGUGAUGAGGAUGAGGAGGAGGAUGAUGAGGAUGAUGAGGAGUUUGAUGAUGGGGAGAGCUUGGAUGAGGAUGAGGUUGAUCAUGAUGAUGUUGAGGAGAGCGGUGAUGAGGAUGAUGAGGAUGAGGAUGACGAGGAGGAGGAGGAGGAUGAUGCGCCACCAGCCAAGGUGCAGAAGACGUCAUCCAAAUUCGCAAAGAGAAAGUAAAGACGGGACGGUAUGAGGAUGAGGAUGUGGUGUAAAGAAGGGUGUAUUGCUGUCAAGUAAAGGUAAAAUGCUGGUGGGGCCAUGGCCGUUGUUUGUCAUAUACAUAUCCCGUCAGGUUUCGCAUCCUUUGGGGUUAAGGAGUUCAUAAUCAUGUUUUUUCUGGUUUCC
Neurospora tetrasperma FGSC 2508 is the source of this 1531-nucleotide messenger RNA. RefSeq lists its product as uncharacterized. Gene Ontology annotation, cellular component: nucleolus. NCBI's taxonomy places the organism in Eukaryota, Fungi, Ascomycota, Sordariomycetes, Sordariales, Sordariaceae. Gene Ontology annotation, biological process: maturation of SSU-rRNA from tricistronic rRNA transcript (SSU-rRNA, 5.8S rRNA, LSU-rRNA). The transcript has a single exon. The record is from RefSeq and is a predicted model, not a curated record. Bases 92 to 1363 code for a protein of 423 amino acids.